Metarhizium brunneum ARSEF 3297 is the source of this 204-nucleotide messenger RNA. RefSeq lists its product as uncharacterized. NCBI's taxonomy places the organism in Eukaryota, Fungi, Ascomycota, Sordariomycetes, Hypocreales, Clavicipitaceae. The record is from RefSeq and is a predicted model, not a curated record.
AUGGCUGCCAUUAACACUGCUCUCGUCGCCCGCGAGGCUAUAAGCACGCUCGUCAAGCGCAAGAGCUGGCCUGCCGAAAAUGCCGGUGUCAUGGUGGUGUUCUGCAUUGUCUUUGUCGUUGCCGUCGGUCUCAUUGGUCUCUGGAUCGCCAAAUUCCUCUCCCGACGUAGGGAGGCCAAGGAGCGCGCCCAGGCCAAGUACUAG